Messenger RNA from Porites lobata, 12320 nucleotides. NCBI's taxonomy places the organism in Eukaryota, Metazoa, Cnidaria, Anthozoa, Scleractinia, Poritidae. The record is from the annotation of a GenBank genome assembly.
AUGGCUGAUCGUACGAAAGCUUCCGAACAACUUGCGGACUAUGCAAAGAGUAAGAAGGUAGGCAGUAGAUCUUUCUCUCGAGGGAGUGUUGUUUUAAAAGCUUAUUUAUUUACUUUAACAGACCUUGUCACGCGUGACUUGCCUUUGAGAAUAUCCUUGCGUAUAGCAGAGCGAUUCGUGCAAAGGCAUAUGCUAUCCCAUUGCAAGUCUUUGUAACUCGAGAGCACUCAACGAAGCAGUGACAAAGGUUCAGGUUAGACAACUGCAUACUAUGGCAUGCAACGUAUUUCCUUGUUCUCUGGCCUUUCCACUUUCAACGCGUACAAUUAAAAUGCCUACUUGCAAUGCGGUUUGUUAACUGAGUAUGUUAACUUAAAUAUUCUAUCUUCUAGCCGAGCCUGAUGGCAGAUGAUAUAUCUUUAAAAUAAUAUCUCAGAUAAUUUCGCAAAUAAUAUCUAAGCUCUUUGUUAAGGAAAUAAAUCGGUAAUAUAUAUAUAUAUAAACACUUACAUUAGCAGUUGAACCGAAAGAGAUAUUUUCGGUUAAUAUCUUCCUCGAUAAGGGAUUUUAAAAAUACAACGAUAGUCAGAGAUGAUAUUCAACUGAUCUCGACAGAAAGCACUAGUUUUUCUCCAGUUACAGCAAUCCAUAUGGGUAUGUGAUUCCCGGUCCGCCUUCAGAUGCAAUUGAGGUCACCCGAGGCGAUUUAGGCCCUUUCUUAACGGGCUAAACUACUUUUUUUUGAAAAAAAAUGAUACAUUUGCUCAACUUUCCUCUUAAUUAUAAUGAUAGUUAUUACUAGUUAGUAGUAUAUUUUUCAGGCGAUGUUACAUAACACAAGAAGCUCCUGAUAAAAAAAAAAAAAUUGGCCUUCUUUGACGAUCAUCGCCAAAGACGAGGUGGAUAUCAGCGAAUAUUCGUUAUCAUGGCCCUGACUUGAAUCAGACUACGUCAAAAUAUUUGUAGAACCUCAAAAGAUAAGAAUUAUUUCAUUUAAAUGACGCAGCAUUGGCACGAGAGUUGCCUAGGUCCCUUUGUUACAAAUUAUUUUGUUAAUUAUUUACAAGAGUGCAUUUAAUGCUAGGAAAAUUUCCAGGGAUAGAAAUUUGAAAGAUUGGAAGCCCAAGUUUAUACAAAGGUCGAUGAAAAAUUGAAACUUAUCUCUUUGAAUACAGCUCUUCCUACCUUUCAAAUGAAACAAUCAAUUAAAAAUUGUCUUAUGUAGACCAUUUCGAAAUUUUGUGAGAGUUAGGUGCCUAAUUUGCAUGCAAUUACAUACCAUGCAGGAACGUCUACUGUACUUUCAGAUGAACAGAACUUCCUGUUUUUUGUCACCUAAUUCUACUGCAAUAUCAGACGCAGCUCUGCUAAAGUGCCUGGCACGAAAACAGUUCAGUUCAAAAAUGAACUUGAAUUUUAAAUUAGACGCCCAUGUUUAAAGAAAUUACUCCCGCACGCUCUUAAACUAUCCCUGAGCUAUGUGUUUUGUCACUGGGUUAAAUAUAAAAACUAACAAACUGAUACCAAGAGAUAUGUGAAUAGUUGGCUAUCGUUUCCCGAUAUUGAACGUCUUUUUGUUGUGUCAAGUCCUUUUUAAAAAGAAAAAGGGAAGAAAAACUGAUAGGAAAAAUCAUAACUGACCAAGAUAAUGUAAGUUAUCCUGGUGUAAUCUAUCCGUUUUACAAGGUCUUAACAAUUUUUCAUGAACAGUGCGGUGUCAAACUUAUCUUGGUUUACAAUAUCAAGGCGUUAGUCAGUUUUGUGCAUUAUAUAACAACAAUAAUAAUAAUGAUAUGGGAGUUUCAUGGCCAGUUAAACUUGUUUUGAAUGCACUAUGCUUUACGUACUUUUGCAGCAAAAUCGGACUUAGAAAAACUCGGCUAUAUCUCAGUGGCUAUUUGUUCUUACGUCAUGAAAUGUUUCAUACUGUACGAGUUCCUGUUUAAAUUGCCUUUUGCGACAAAAAGAAGUCACUUUUUUUCACUUUAGCCUCAAGGAAUGGCCUUAAAAAAAACAAUUGAUUUUAUUAAUCGGUCCUUAUUCAUGACGUCAGUGUCCACAAAAUUUAAUGCACAAAAGAACACAUUUUACCGUUUCCCGGCUUGUUAUAUAAUCGUUCAGUUACAUAACUAGGUAUUGUUCAUUGUGCUGACUCUCUCUUUCGCAAAUACACCUGCAUCCUUCGAUAUUUUUCUAACGCCUUAAGUCAACUCCCCCUUUUAAGUACGGAAACCUCUCUACACGACAGUAACAGGUACACUGCCCUAAAGUGCGUCUUCUUGAGAGCUGACACAUUUAGUGGUCGCUUACGAGAAUAAAAUUUCAGGAAGCUCUUUCGAGAAGAGGUCCCAAGACAUAAUCAUCAAUUUCUAAGCCAAGUACCUUACAUGUUGUCACUAAAAGUUCUUCACAUACUCUUGGUAGCGUGGUACCCAUACUGUGAACAUAUAUAGAAAAAAUCAGACCAUGGGUUAGACGGUCGCCGAAAACUGAAUGGCAAUGGCAAACCGUCGGCCCAUAAAAGGCCGUAGUGGCUUACUAUAAGUGCUUAAUGUCGCGAGGAUCCAGCCACAGGGAUUUGACUGGGAAAUUUUGGCGUUUUGGAGAGAUCUAGGUAAGGAACGCUUAUGUGGGAGGUGCUCACUUAGAGAGGCGGGUUGCACGUAUCAGUCUGAACUCUAAUUUCGAGCUGAGGCACUCGUGUUUUGUUUAUUUGUUUGUUUACUUUGGUUUUGUUUUUUUUUGUGGUUGUUGUUAGAGCAGGAACAUAUUACUUUCUUAGGCUGUGUACACCUGCCCCCUACCUACAGGAAAAAAUCGUGGGUUUUCCCGAGGUUUUCGUGGUGGAGGGGUCGGAGGCUAGAUUUACUUUCUCUGUAUGUCUUAUCAGAAACAUUAUGACAACUAACCGUGACACAUUAUGACAACUGACCUUUAAAACAGUUUUAUAUUAUGAAAAAGCAAUUAUCUUUAAUCUAUGCCUAGCUUUGGUACCUACCCGCUAACCUAACAGGUCCCUACCUAACUUUUUCUGUCAAUCUCUGCUAGCCUCACUAUUUCGAAAAACUUGAAUGUGUCGGAACUUGGAGGCGAUGCCAAUAUUAACUGCCAAACUAAGUACAUUAAGUAUGAUAAGUGGUCUCGAGUGAGUGACAAUUAAAAUAGCUUUUGCAAUACUGUAUGUACUUGUCUGGUCAUGCAAAAACAGCUCGUUGUUGUUGAAUUAAAGCCUUCGUCCGUGCGUGACAUGUCAAAUAUCAAAUGUGCAAAGCAGUUUCACAGUGGGCUUUAAACGUGACGACGUCACUUAGCCUGGGAUCUCAAAGGCUCUGCCACGCACGAAGAAGGGGUGUUUGAAAGCUGAAAAAAUCUUUGAAAAAGCCGCCAUAGAAUGGCCAGCAGAACAAAAGCAUCGGAACAGUUAAGUGAUUUUGCUGCGGCAAAAAAGGUUUGUGGCAAUGCUCGUUUUUGUUUACUAAUUUCUUGUUUACGUAUUUGUCUUGGAGGGAUCGACGCCACCAGUGAAAAGAACUUCGUACACUUGCUUCUCUGUUCGACAGCUUUCUUUCCUUGGCCUUUCUUUCAAGUUUCGAGGCAAAAACUCUUCCAGAUUGUUACAUAGUGCGUGCGCAUCUUUUGCUUUUGCUAGUUUAUUGCGUAUCGUUUGCACGAAUGCAGCGAAUGCUCGGAACCUCUUCAGCUGAUUGAUACCUCCCGUACAUUUACGUCGCUAUAAAGUAAAGUACCAAUAAAGUAGAAGAGAAUGUAUGCUAAUUAUGAUGAUUUUCACUCGGAAUUUCAAUGCCUUCGUCAGAGAAACUUGAUCGCAGUUGCCUUUUGUACAAUGACUAGUGAAGGAUGUAAUGCAAGACGUCACGAUUUAUGAAUCAUUUCGAAACAAAAUACGACAAAAAAUCUCGAAACUGACAAGUAAAUUGCUCAGUUUUUCAAAGCGACCUAGGAGUAAGUUCUAUGGUUCCUUUAGUUGUAGCUCGUUCAGUUGCUUUGUCCAUUCCCCAUACCAUGCAGCCACCAUUGAUUUUUCUGAAUUAUUUAUUUGUGUUUGCUUUGUAUGUUCGCUUUCUUUACAUAAGUCGUCAGAGAGGUAAGUCGGUCAAUUUACUUUUCAUUUCGUCAUGCCUGUUACAUGAAUUUGAUGUUGUGACUUUCACAGCGAUGAGACGCCUUCAGGUGCUGGCCCUUGCUACGCCUAAAACACACCUCUCAAAACAUCUCGUGACCUCCAACAUUGACACAAGAUUGUUUCCACUCAUAGAUGGCAGGAUUACUGCUUAUAAUCCUGGCCUAUUGUCAUGUUUUAGACAAAUUCGUGCGAGCUCUGCUAUCCUGAUCUCGGCCUUUAAAUUCAAGGCAAUUUGUACCAAGCAUUUGAUUAAAAAGAUAGCCCUGAAGAAGUUACGAUAUUUCCGUGACAUCGAAUAGCUAAUUAAUAUGCACCGAUUAGGCAAAUAGCUAAGCCAAUCAGGAUCAUUGUUUGAUCUAUGACGUAAUAUCGCUUAGGUAUAGGUCACGAAUCGCCCAAUCGCACGAAUCGUCUGUUUGAAACCUUAAUAUUCACUAUAAAACAUUGAAUAUUCACAUUUUAUCUCAUUUUUUUGGGGGGGGGAGGGGGGGACUAAAAAAACAACAAAUGUUUGCAAAAUGAAUGUGGCGUGAAUCAGACAAGACAUAAGGUACAAGACAGAACCAUACAACAUUGAAUAUCAUAUCCGCCUUUCCUGCCCGCCCACAACGAUAACCGUAACUAACAGGAAAUAAAUACACCUACGGACUGACAGUUUUAUCUUUAAUUGAUGAUAAUGGUCGAGGGAUAUGCAAAUGCAAAAAUUAAUAGUAGUAUUCAGGAACCAAUCGGCUCCUGCAGGAUUUCAGUGAUAUUCUGAAAAGGUUAUUAUUGCCACUAAACUUGUUCUCUCAGUUAUGUCAAUACAGCUUAAUUAGCAAAUGGGGCAACAGUAUAAGGAAGUUACUGGAAAAAAACACGAUGGUGCACUGAAACAUAACCGCAUGGACUAAAACAACUGAGGGAUUCUGUAUAUCCCAGUAUCAGUUGGCGUAAAUGUAUCCCAUUCAUCCAGGGGCACCCAACGAGAAUAUGGUUCAAAACCACUUAAACAUAGCACUGUUAAACGUAUUUUAGUCUUUAAACGGUAGAUGUAGGUAUAUUUUUAUCCCCUAAAAAUUUUCAUCUGUUCGGAUUUCCUAGCUGAAAGCCUAGUGAUCCGAAAAUUAUAGGGAUCAAAACUUACCAUUUCGAAAAUUUCAGCCAGAAAAAAGGCUCCCGAAAAUUCUAGGUGACCUUUUUAGGGUAAAAAUCCGUUAAAAAUAGGCAGUUAUACCAUUUCUUCGAUGUUCGAAAAUCAUAGGAGAGGCAGGCAAGCAAGAAAUUUUACAACAAAUGUUCCGAAAAUUCUAGAUCUAAAAUCGUCUUCCGAACAGAUAUUCUUCCGAAAAUUGUCGUUGGGUGCCCCUGUUAAUCGUUAUGCCUUGUACCCCAAUACUCAUUCUGACGUCAUUUCGAAGGAAGGAGAAGCUUUUCCUCGGUCAGACUCCCUAAAGAGCUCAAACGUGUCCACUUUUGACACAAAAGUGCAAACCAUCUCAUUUGUGAGUCUUGCUCUAGCUGUUUACUCUUAUGUAUCGUUCAAUGAACCUAUUGUCUUGUUCGCAUCAAUCAAGAAAGAUCUUUUUGACCCCUCUACAUCCCAGAACUUCUAGUUUAAGUAAAGCUAUAUACACGUGAUAUCCCAGAAUCUCCGUAUCCCUAUUUUUCUCUUUUUGACAAUCAUGGACAUUCUUGCAGGUCUAAAUAUCCCGUAUCUCGUCAACUGUUUUUUCCCCCAAAAUCCCGUCCCUCUGUUUUAUGUCUAAUAUUGAACCCUAUCCCAGCCGAUCCCUAAUAAGGCCUCAUUUUGGGUUCUUCCAGAUAUCAGACGUCUGUACCACUGGAUAUGGUGCUCCCAUCGACACUAAGACCGCCACCAUGUCAGUGGGACCCCGCGGACCCCUACUGCUGCAGGAUGUCCAGUUCCUGGAUGAGAUGAGUCAUUUUGACAGGGAGCGAAUCCCCGAAAGAGUGGUACACGCCAAGGGCGGUGGAGCGUUUGGGUACUUUGAAGUUACUCAUGACAUCUCAAAGUACUGCAAGGCCAAGAUCUUUGACACCGUUGGAAAGAAGACCCCAUGCUUAGUUCGCUUCUCAACAGUUGGUGAGUGAAUUUAUGACCAAAAUGCACUGAUUUGAUAUAAUCAACCUUUCCGCUAUAAAUGUCUGUAUUUUACGUCCUAUACUGCAGUUGUUUCAUUCGUUAAUAUAUACACCAGAGGAAAGAAAAACAUGUUUACUUGCCUUAUAUGGCCAAUAACAAAAACUAAUCAGACAUAUUAAAUGCUUAAAGAUACUUUAAACAAAGUUAAUUAUAGUUAUACUUUUGGGUUUAUUUUCAGGCGGUGAAUCUGGCAGUGCCGACACGGCCCGUGAUCCCCGUGGUUUUGCCAUGAAGUUCUACACCGAGGAAGGAAAUUGGGACCUAGUUGGAAACAACACCCCCAUCUUCUUCAUCAGGGAUCCAAUCUUUGUAAGAACAGCAUUUCACUCUCCUUAUCUGUAAAAAUAAUUUCCCUAGACUACGAAAAGCCCUUAUUUUUCACUGGGAUAAUACAAGGUACGAAAUACACAAACUCACUGAAAAUUGCUACAUAGCGAGGGAAGUAAACUAGAAAGCGUCAAAAUUGCCACCCGCAGGAAGAAUGAGGAAGAUAACACGCGGAGGGAAGAUUGAAUUAGAGAGAUUAAGAAUCACUUUUAGGCUACGUGCAAACGGACGCAACAACUCCCAACAUUGUUGGCCUACAAUGUUGGGAGUUGUUGCGUCCGGCACAUGGCUAAAAGUUUGACCGGUUUCAAACUUUGCGCAACAAGUCCCAACACCACGCAACAACAUGCAACAGGAUGUGAAAACGGACGUGACGUGUGGCGUUUGCCAUGAACGUGAUUCUCAAUCCCAGUGCCAAAGUCAUCCGCAUUGCGCAUGCCUAUUUUACUCACUCUGCUGUCUCCUACGAAAAUGUGAUUUAACUUGUAGUUGAUAAUUUCCCUUGGUUCGGUAGUGGCACUCCUCUUUGUUUUAUUGUAACUUUUCACGGGAAGAAGCAGACCACGUUAAUCAUUUUAAUCACGUUUAACACUCGUUUAAUUUUGCAUCUCUCGCUACUUUUAGUUCCCAAGCUUCAUCCAUACUCAGAAGAGGAACCCUGUAACACAUUUGAAGGUAAGUAGACACAAUUUUUAAAUUUCAGGUAGAAGAAACAGGAAGUUAUAUUUACCCUUCCUCAAUAAGUAGAAUUAUUAAAUUGGAUUCCUUCAGAUUCCGUUAAUUAAUAAGUGGUCUUUGUUGACAGAACGGUCGAGUUAACUAGGGAUACACAAAAAAGCUUUUCCUAAGUCUGUGAAAAAAAAACAGAACAGCGAAAAAGGGACAGAUGAAAGACUAACAAGAUAGAAGGGAGUAUUUGCCUCUCGUUGCUUUUACAUGAUAUCAUUGAAUACCCUGAACUAAAACCGUGAAACUUUUUAACCAAAAAAAUCACAGUAUUUCUAAAAGAUGUUGUGUUACAAUAAACGAAAAAUAGUAACCUAAUAUUGAGUGUUUCCUCAAUGCAGGAUCCUGAUAUGUUCUGGGACUUCAUCAGCCUUCGUCCAGAGACCACUCAUCAAGUGUGCUUCCUGUUCAGUGACCGUGGAAUUCCUGAUGGGUACCAGCAUAUGAAUGGGUAUGGAAGUCACACCUUCAAAAUGGUGAACGACAAAGGGGAGGCUGUCUACUGCAAAUUCCAUGCAAAGGUAUGCAAGCUGUGUUUCGAUUACUUCUUGCUCGCUAAGGCGUAACAUGCUAAGUGUUUGUAAUCGUAAGUGGGGUUGUAAUUUACUGUGAUCCUUUUUACUACUUGUGUAAACGUGUGCCCGUGCAGUUAACACCUCGAACUCCGGAUCUGGAAGUCCGGGGUUCAAGCCUCGCCUGUCGCGUUGUUAUUUAAUUAGACACGGAACUUUACUCCACUUUGUCUCUCUUCACCCAGCUGUAUAAAUGGGUACCGGCGACAUACUGCUGGGGGGUAACCCUGCGAUGGACUAGCAUCCCGUCUAGGUGGGAGGGGGGGGGGUGGCAAUACUCCUAUGUAUGCUUCUUGCUAAGGAAACCGGGAUAAGCUCCGGCCGUUUGGGCCUUUGGCUCUUGUGCGCCUUUACCUUUUUUUUACUAUAGCAAAAUUAGACGGAGUUGUGCUGGAGCAAUUAAUCAGAUGUCGGCAUGUUCAUAUUAUCAAUUAUUACUUGGCUGAAAUUAGUUCUUUCAGAAGUGGAGCUUUCAAGUAAAAGUAUAGCUGGGUAUGAUAUAUAAAAUCUACUAAGAAGAGACCCACGUCGAUCCAGAUCGUUCCUUUAUCUUACGAUAUAUUAAAAAAUAUUUUAAUCUUAUAUUAAUAAAUAUUAUUAGCAAAAAAAAACCUUUCCUUUUUUUCUUUUGACAGACUGAUGAAGGAGUAAAAAAUCUGUCCCCUGAGAGAGCAGAGAAGUUGGCUGGUUCUGAUCCAGAUUAUAACAACAGAAUGCUUUACAAUGCCAUUGCUAAUGGCAAGAACGUGAGUAAUGCGCUAGCGAACGUUUGAUUUUUUGUCUAUACUAUCGAGUUUAAUGAAAGCAAUUUCACUUUCGUAGGGGGUUGUUUGCAUCAGAAGUUAGUUUUGUAUCGAGUUUUGCCAGUCAAAACGCGGACAUAACAAUAGCUCACACUAAUUACUGUGGGAACGAAACGGUCCCUUCCCGAAAUAUACUCUACUUAGACGACAGACCAGUCAGACCAGUCAGGAUGAGGGUCUUCGUCCCCUACACUUUCUGUCACUAGUGUGGGCAGUCUUUAAUGACCCCUUUUGAAUGGCAAAGAAGCAUGUGAAUGGGUUUUUCCGAUGAAAUCGAAGUCGCGAUGAUCGCUAUUAAUAAAGCGUCGAUCUUAGAGAUUACUGGCGAUGAUCGUAUUGCCAUUCCGAUGACGUUUGGCAACAUUAGACGUGCGAUAGCAGCAAAGAAAUCUACCGAAACGUGUGCUGCACGUUCAGAUUUUUUGUUUUGUCUUGCCUUUUUGAUUUUCGCGUUUCGUCGUUGUCGUCGUCGUGGGGUUGGUCAAGCUCGCUUAUAGUGUUAUCACGCAAGACAAUUCUUGAUAUGCGACGAUUUAUUUUGUUGAAAAUAACGCCGAUUUGAUGGAAAACGCGCCACGAAAACGACGUUCGCAGGUACCUUCAACCCAUAGAGAGGGUCAUUAUUACAGUGUAUAAUGCCAGAAAAGUGACAACUUGCAGGGGAAGGAGACUGUUGACAAUCAGUUGCAUAUGCUAGCGUAUUAACAAUUGUAUUUUCCCUUUCUUGUAGCCAUCUUGGACUAUGUAUAUCCAGGUGAUGACCUUCGCACAGGCUGAAAAAUCCUCAUUCAACCCAUUUGAUCUUACCAAGGUAACCUGCUGAUACUGUGACUGAACUAUACCAUGAAAGAAAUGGUCAACUACUCUUCGAACCCUGCCACGCCACUUUCCAUGCGGCAUUUUUUUUUUUUCAGUUUCACCAUCACUGAGUAAUUUAAUCCCUUUUAAAGCUCUGCAACUCUUUUAUUCUAAGCAAUUUUUUACGCAAUGUCUAGCUUUCCAUCUUCUCAGUUGACAUCAAAUUUUGUCGCAUUCUUUUUGACCCUCAUAAGCUCAAUAGAAUUAGAUUUCUAAUUUGCAUGUAGUUUUAUUGACGUCGAUAAGAAUUUUUAAAUUGAGUGCGUUGUGCUGUCUUUGUUCCCAGAUCUGGCCACAUUCUGAAUACCCUCUGAUCCCAGUUGGCAAGAUGGUCCUCGAUCGCAACCCGUCGAAUUAUUUCGCCGAGAUUGAGCAGAGCGCCUUCAACCCUGCCAGUAUGGUUCCUGGAAUUGAAGCAUCUCCGGACAAGAUGCUUCAGGUAUAUUAAGGGACAAAAUGAGCUAAAAUGCAACCGAACCGAGAUCCGUGCGUCCCCCGUUUCUUAGAUUUCGAAUUUUUCCCUGAGACUAAGCCUUUUUGAUAUGUACAAUGUUAUUCGAUGAACGACCUUUUUUCGAGGAAGUGUUCUUUCAACAUAUCUCAUCAUCUGUGACUGAAUAUUUUUAUCAGGGUCGACUGUUCUCGUACCAUGACACCCACCUUCACCGACUGGGAACUAACUACAUCCAGCUGCCAGUGAACUGCCCUUAUAAAACCAGAGUGUGCAAUUACCAGAGGGAUGGACCACAGACAUUUGACAAUCAAAGUAAGUCCGCUAUCGGUUGUAAGCGGAUGUAACUUACGUAUUGUUAUAUAGCUCGGUUGACGGAGAGCCUGGAUGACCUGACUCGUCCCCAGUCCUCUCUUGAAUAGCAUGCGGCACGCUGGGGAUGGAACGCUAGAAGUGUGACCGAAGGGAAUGAAUGCGAAGGGACCGCGCAUUAAUAUAAGACUGAGAGACGACUGGGGCUGAGUCAGCAUUUCGACAACUUGUAGCCUCCCGUGCAGUCACGGUUUCUUGUUGGGGAGGAGCACGUGACAAAGUCCUAAGAACCUCUGCGUGGGGGCUAGACAACUUAUCAUGCUAAGGGCUGGUCAGAUUAAAUAUUUACAUUGACGUACCAGCUAAAUUUGACCUCGAUUUUGGCGUUCACAUGUUUGAACGGCUGGGUGCCGUCUAAAUUUACGUACGGUUUGUUUGGCUCCGUGUACCCGUGUAAACUGAACACGUAAACGCACGAAUAAGAAUUUUGUCGAAAAUUCAUCCAGUGCCUUAUGAACAUGGCCUUAGUCUGAUCUAAAAAGUGUUUUUUUUUUCUUUUCAGAUGGCUGCCCUAAUUAUUACCCCAACAGCUUUAGUGGUCCCAAGGAUGACGUUGCUAAAUAUGCACCAAGCAAAUUCCAAGUAACUAAGAAGAUUAUAAGAUUCCUUAUGAGUUUGAAGAGUCUUUACCUUAAUAUUGAUUAACUAAUUAGUCUAAAAAAUGUUCUGACCUAGAGGUACGACGCUGUGUUAUUGCAUCUUUUAGGCAUCUGGCGACUGCAAGCGUUAUGAGUCUGGAGAUGAAGACAAUUUCUCUCAGGUGAGGAAGAGUUCCUGCAACUGCAUUCAUUUGAUUGAAUGAAUGAAUGAAUGAUUGAUUGAUUGAUUGAUUGAUUGACUGAUUGAUUGACUAAUUGAUUGACUGACUGACUGACUGACUGACUGAUUGAUUGAUUGGUGGAUUGAUUGGUUGAUUGAUUGAUUGAUUGAUUGAUUGAUUGAUUGAUUGAUUGAUUGAUUGACUGAUUGGCCCCUUCCUCUUCUGACCUUUUUUGAGGUCUCAACGAAAUUUGACGUUGAACUAGGUUAAUAUCCGACCGUGCCUGGAAAAAGAUCUGAAAAUUUGAUUACGAUUGUUAUGGUGUUUUUACUGACAGGCACCUAAAUUCAGUGAAUGGGUUUUUUGGUAAAAUUUAGUGAAGUAUCCAGUAAAAGAAAAUAUUGUAUGUGAGGAUUAUAAGAUUAUCAGCACUUGAUAGUUGGUUUCAAUUAUCUUCUUCAACUCUAUUUUCGCUAUCAUUAUUUUUAGGUUACCCUUUUCUGGGAGAAAGUGCUGGAUGAUGCCGGAAGGGAUCGCCUAGUAAGCAACAUUGCAGGCCAUCUGAAAGAUGCUCAGGAAUUUAUCCAGAAACGAGCUGUAAGUCAUUUCCUUUGACUGAAUCAAAGCUAGUCAGUUUUAUUUACAUGUAUUGAUUCCGCCCAAUGCUAUCGCAUGAGGUCACCAAUUUGAUUUUGACCGUUGAAUUAUACAAAUUAGUUUGGCUUGAAAAAGUUAUAUUCUGAGGGUCGCCAGGAAAAUUAUUCUUUUUUGUCGAUAUAGACGGAUUUUUAGGACGACAGAUUUGAAAGGAAAGGAAAGAUCUCCGUUUAAAGUCUGGUCCUUGUGGUAAUUGACGGUCCGUUGUCGAGUUACAAAUAACCCACUCAGCCAUGUUGCUUGCGGGUUUGUUUGGCGAGCGCGCAAAGGCCCUGUUUCUCCUCCGUUCCCCUUGCGGCUUCCAGCUCGCUCACGCUGACCCUUCCGUAAACCCCUCCCCAACAAAACCGUCAGUUACGGCGGCUACAUCCCAUAAUAAUCACAGUUGUAUAUCUUGUUGACUUUCAGGUGGCUAAUUUUUCCAAAGUGCAUGCUGACUUUGGAAACAAAUUGCAGAAGGCUCUGGACAAACAGGUGCGCCAAACUUCGAUCAACUGCAAAUAA